Messenger RNA from Bombus huntii, 2262 nucleotides. RefSeq lists its product as uncharacterized. NCBI's taxonomy places the organism in Eukaryota, Metazoa, Arthropoda, Insecta, Hymenoptera, Apidae. The record is from RefSeq and is a predicted model, not a curated record. The coding region runs from base 1 to 2262 and encodes 753 amino acids. The transcript is spliced from 2 exons.
AUGUCAAAUCAACUGGACGAAUACGAACAAUUCGGUCGUCAGGAAGAGUGCGAUUUAUUAUUCCUCCAGAAACAUCUGGACCAAUAUGGGACUGAGUUCUACGCCAUCCAACUCGAGUUAGAAGAAUUAACCGAGGAGGAAAACGCACGCGGUACCGACAUGUCGGACCAAUAUUUAAAUAUACGAUUACGGAUAAACCACCUAUUAAAAGGCGCCAAUUCAUUAAAACUCAACCAACGGAAAUGUUCGGUCCCAAUCGGAACGCUCAACACGUUGCCGACGACCUCGAAACGCUACAUCACGGCCACGAUCACCCCCAUUGACGGCACAUACGAACGCACGGUGACGUUCCUAAUCAUACCGACAAUAUCGACUUGGGUCCCAUAUCAACCCGUAGAUCGCUCAACGAUACAAAUACCUAGGAAUCUCCAACUAGCCGAUCCAAGAUUCCAUAGAUCUGCUUCGAUUGAAAUCUUAUUGAGCGCCGGACCAACACUAGUAUCACUCUGUGUCGGCCAACUGGAUAUCAGUCAAUCAAACGGGCCCGACUUGCGUCUGCAAAAAACGCGAUUUGGAUGGGUCAUCGGGGUGAGCCCAACCUCGCAAUCAUCAUCAUACGCAUUUCACGCCUCCACGGCGGCUUUACAGGCGGACCUCGCCCGUUUUUGGGAAAUCGACGAAGGACCGCCCGCUGCACACAUUUCGGAAGCGGAACGACAAUGCGAGGAGCACUUUCGAAAUCACGUUCAACGCACCAACGAAGGACGAUACAUUGUCGCUCUCCCAUUUAACGAAACAACUCCUUCGCUUGGAUGCUCUAAAUCCAUGGCGAUGAAGCGACUCACAUUCCUCUGCCGUCGAAUCCAACGAGACAAACGAUUCGAAGUUGACUAUCACGCCGUAAUACAAGAAUACUUGGAAUUAGGACACAUGACGAAGAUUACCACGGACCACUGCACGGACGACGGAUAUUUUCUGCCACAUCACGGCGUGAUCAAAGAGUCCAGCCAAACUACAAAACACAGAGUUGUGUUUGACGGAUCUGCACCAACCACCGCCGGAGUUUCAUUAAACAACGUAUUUCAUACGAGACCGAAACUACAAGAUGACGCAUUUUUCAUUCUUCUAGGAUUUCGUUCUCAUCAAUACGGCAUUACAGGCGAUGUUGAAAAAAUGUAUCGACAAUUUCUUGUGCGCCCAGAGGAUCGGAAAUUCCAACAAAUUUUGUGGCGCAACUCUGAUGAAGAUGUUGACAACUAUCAACUUAACACAGUGACAUUCGGGCUGUCAGCGGCCCCUUAUCUAGCCAUUCGGUGCCUCAAACAACUGGCGGACGCCGAGGGACUUCGGUACCCACGAGCGGCGAUGGUCUUACAGCGAGACUUCUACGUCGACGAUGUUCUUACAGGAGUUGAUACAAAGGUCGAGGCACGAUCAUUGAGAAGGGAGAUCACAGAAUUGCUUAAACUAGCCGGCUUAAACAUUCUAAAAUGGGUAUCGAACGACCGGGAACUGCUACGAGGACUUUCCGAGCAGGACAUAAACGAUAAGCUGUUACUAGGCGAAUCGCAAACCUUCAAAACUCUGGGUGUUAACAAUCAGCUCCGAAAUCGCCAAGAUCUACAACCCUCUUGGAUUACUGGCACCAGUGAUCGUUCGAGCUACGAUGCUGCUCCAACGAUUUUGGACAUUAAAAAUAGAUUGGCACGAAUAUCACAAGGUGACUUACAUACAGAAUGGAGCAAAUACUAUGCACAGCUACCAUUGCUAAAUAACGUAAAGUUUCCACGUAAAACUAUAAUCAAGACUGCAGCGGAAAUUGAGUUACACGGGUUCUGUGAUGCCAGCGAAAGGGCGUAUGGGGCAUGCGUUUAUCUUCGCACCAUCACUCCGGAUGGUCAUGUCUGGACACAACUCCUCACUGCAAAGUCAAAGGUGGCUCCGCUCAAAUCACAAACCAUUCCAAGGCUGGAACUGAGUGGAGCACUUCUUCUCACAUCAUUGGCCACUACAGUCCUUCAAGCCUUACCAAGCAGCAUUCCUCGGACCGUUUAUUGGACUGAUUCUACAAUCGUUCUUCAUUGGAUUAAUACAUCACCCCAUACGCUGAAAACCUUUGUCGCUAAUCGUGUGGCAGAAAUUCAACAGAAGACUCACACCUCAGAUUGGCGUCAGAUUCCCAUUACCGAUAACCCUGCAGAUCUCAUAUUUUGUGGCCAAUCACCCGAAGACUACCUGCGACCAACCAGCACCGAAGUCUGA